AUGAGUAGUUAUCUAUAAGCAAUAAGCAAUUUGCUGAAUUUGAUAAUAGUUUUUUAUGAUAAUUUCCUAGAAAAGCAAGCAUCUCCACCAUUUUGCCAAAUCCUUUCAACUCAAAUUGUGUGAAUUCUUUGACCUUCCUUCUUUCUUGUUGUCCCUUCUCAUUCUUCUCUCUCAGCUCGAUAAUGUCAAUGACCAACUACUAUUUAUACGUGAACUCUCCUCUUAACUCUACACUCUGUUUUCGCAUGCUUUUCACUUUCACCACCUUGGAAAUAUACACUGAAUCCUGAAAUGGGUUCUUCGCUUUUGCUCCCUCCGAUUGUUAUCUUGUUUUCAGUGCUGCUGCUGCUUGUUGUUCAUGGCGGAGGAAUUCCAACCACUCUCGAUGGACCCUUCAAGCCCGUGACUAUUCCACUUGACAAAAGCUUCCGUGGAAACGCUGUGGACCUGCCAGACACAGAUCCUCUGGUUCAAAGAAUCGUUCAUGGGUUUCAGCCUGAACAAAUCUCUGUCUCCCUCUCUGCUUCUUAUGAUUCUGUUUGGAUUUCUUGGAUUACAGGGGAGUUCCAAAUCGGGAAGAAUAUAAAACCCUUGGAUCCUGCAUUAGUUGCUAGCAUAGUUCAGUAUGGAAUGUAUGAAAUGUCCAUGAGUCACAAAGCUGAAGGUUAUUCCCUUGUUUACAGUCAACUUUAUCCUUUUGAAGGCCUCCAGAACUACACUUCUGGAAUUAUACAUCAUGUUCGUCUCACAGGACUGGAAGCCAGCACACUAUAUCAAUAUAAAUGUGGAGAUCCUUCUUUGUCAGCAAUGAGUGAUGUUCAUUAUUUCAGAACUAUGCCAGUUUCAAGCCCCAAGAGCUACCCUAGCAGAAUAGCAGUGGUUGGAGACUUAGGUCUUACAUAUAAUACCACCUCCACUGUCGAUCAUAUGAGCAGUAAUCAUCCUGAACUUACUCUAUUGAUUGGAGAUGUUAGCUACGCUAACCUGUAUCUUACCAACGGUACUGGAUCAGACUGCUACUCUUGCUCAUUUUCUAAGACUCCCAUUCAUGAAACAUAUCAGCCCCGUUGGGAUUAUUGGGGAAGGUACAUGGAACCUCUGAUUUCUAAUGUCCCAAUAAUGGUAGUAGAAGGGAAUCAUGAGAUAGAAGAACAAGCUGAGAACAAGACAUUUGUUGCUUAUAGUUCUCGAUUCGCAUUCCCAUCAGAAGAGAGUGGAUCAUCAUCCACUUUUUAUUAUUCUUUCAAUGCUGGAGGAAUACAUUUUAUUAUGCUCGGGGCCUACAUAUCAUAUAACAAAUCAGGGGACCAGUACAAGUGGUUGGAGAAAGACUUGGCUUCUGUUGACAGGGAAGUAACUCCAUGGUUGGUAGCUACAUGGCAUCCACCAUGGUACAGCACAUACAAGGCACAUUAUAGAGAAGCAGAGUGCAUGAGGGUGGAGAUGGAAGACUUGCUAUAUAAGUAUCGUGUUGACAUUGUCUUCAAUGGACAUGUUCAUGCCUACGAGAGAUCAAACCGAGUCUAUAACUACACAUUGGAUCCUUGUGGCCCUGUUUAUAUCACGGUUGGUGAUGGUGGCAACCGGGAAAAGAUGUCAAUCACACAUGCUGAUGAGCCUGGAAACUGUCCGGAACCUUCAACUACACCAGACGAUAUGGGUGGCUUCUGUGCCUUUAAUUUUACCUCUGGUCCAGCAGCAGGUAAGUUCUGUUGGGACCGACAGCCUGAUUAUAGCGCUUUCAGAGAAAGUAGCUUCGGUCACGGGAUUCUCGAGGUGAAAAAUGAAACACAUGCCUUGUGGACAUGGCAUCGCAAUCAAGACUUCUACGAUACCGCUGGAGAUGAGAUUUACAUUGUUAGGGAGCCUGAAAGGUGUCCACCACCAGUCAAGCCAGAGGAUAGAGCUCACAAAUUAACUUAAACAGACGCUAAGCAUAUAACGAUUUGAAGAAGUGGAGCGCUGGAUUCAUAGAAUAUAAUUUUAUUUUUGAACAAUAUAUUGGUAGUACACAUGUUUUGUUCAAAGUAUAAACAUGCUAUUCAAAUAAUUCUGGUUAAUGGUUAAAUUUGUUAGACUUAAUUCCACUUUUGCUCCCCACGUAACGCGAAUGUGUAAUCGGGGUCUUUAAACUUUGUAAAUAGCAUUAUUGAUCUCUAAAGUCACACUCAUUUGCA
Messenger RNA from Lotus japonicus, 2177 nucleotides. Its product is annotated as purple acid phosphatase 15. NCBI's taxonomy places the organism in Eukaryota, Viridiplantae, Streptophyta, Magnoliopsida, Fabales, Fabaceae. The record is from RefSeq and is a predicted model, not a curated record. Bases 292 to 1923 code for a protein of 543 amino acids. The transcript is spliced from 8 exons. Gene Ontology annotation, molecular function: metal ion binding; acid phosphatase activity.